UCUAAACCUGAAGAUCUAGAAUUACAAUCAAGACAGAAUCUACCUAGCCAAGGCACAACUAAAAAAAUGUCUGGAGUUUACGAUGCCCCAGUGCCAGAUCACCGCAGAAAAUGGGACAAAGAAGUAUACGAAAAAUUGGCUCAGGAGCGCCUGAAAGAACUGGAAGAUGACAGUAGUGAGAGUGAAGAAGAACAUGCAGUACCUGUCAAAAGGGAACUCUUAAAACCACGUGAUUAUAAGGUUGACCUUGACUCAAAGCUUGGAAAAUCUCAGGUUAUUACUAAAACAACACCAGCUGCUCAACAAGGAGGUUACUACUGCAAUGUCUGUGAUUGUGUUGUUAAAGAUUCUAUCAACUUUCUUGACCACAUCAAUGGAAAAAAACAUCAGCGCAAUUUGGGUAUGUCCAUGAAGAUAGAGCGUUCCUCUCUAGAUCAAGUGAAAGCCAGAUUUGAACUGAACAAAAAGAAAAAAGAGGAAAAGAAAAAAGAGUAUGAUUUUGAGGAAAGAGUGAAGGAACUUCAAGAAGAGGAAGAAAAACAGAAAGCUUACAAAAAAGAAAAAAGGAAAGAUAGAAAAAGAAAAGCUGAUGAUACUGAUGUUGAUCCAGAUAUGUCUGCUAUCAUGGGGUUUUCAGGUUUUGGGGGAUCUUCUAAAAACAAUUAAAAAUAGACUCAACUUUAAUGAUUGUUUUAUGUACAUUUUAAUAUUUUGUGUAAUUCUUACUUCAAAGGCAGUUAACUAUAGCUAAUCUAUAGUAAUUGUAUCACAUUGGGCAUGUGUAUUCAAACUAGUUACCACAUAGAUCUUUUUCUAUUCAAAAUAAGGUUAUAUUAUUUUAAAUAUUACAACUACUAUGAAAGUUAAAUAUUAAAUUCUUCAUACAAAUAAUGAAUUACAGCUGUUAGGAAUAUGAUUUAAGAUUUAUAGAAAUUUUUUAUCAUAUACAAAUGUAUUUUGUUCAAAUGCAAAGUGAAUAAAUUCAAACAACUUCACUCAAGCUUAUAGCAGAUCCACUAGCACAAAUGUUACUUUUCAGUAAUAAUUUAGUGUCUGCAUCUAACGAAUUUUAAAGCAAAUCUUAGUCUAAUUAAUAAUUAUGAGACAACACAAGUGUUUGCAAAUCUUGCUUGAGUUAAUCCAUGUCUAAAGUGAACCAGGGUUGGGGAAAGUACAUGUUGCGUGUGUGGUGACAAUCCUUUCAUCUACCAACUUCGUCAAUGUUAAGGGUUGAAAAAUUACUUUAUAACUUAAAUUGUAUUUGUUCGCAUAAAUUAUAAAUUUGUAUUAUGAAAAUAAAAUAAUGCAGUGUGUUCUUAUAAAA
Messenger RNA from Physella acuta, 1324 nucleotides. Its product is annotated as zinc finger matrin-type protein 2. Lineage: Eukaryota; Metazoa; Mollusca; Gastropoda; Physidae. Gene Ontology annotation, molecular function: zinc ion binding; nucleic acid binding. The record is from RefSeq and is a predicted model, not a curated record. Gene Ontology annotation, biological process: mRNA splicing, via spliceosome. Gene Ontology annotation, cellular component: U4/U6 x U5 tri-snRNP complex; spliceosomal complex.